UUAUAGAGGUCUACAAAUGGCGUCAGGGGAGGGGGUGACCCGGAUGUAAAUGGCGCGCGUCACAGGGCGGGAGGACACAGGACAGGAGUCCCCCGCCCGGGACACGUGAUCGGGCUGGGACGCGGCGCGAUGGGGACCGCUCUGGACAUCAAGAUCAAACGGGCCAACAAGGUCUAUCUCUGCGGGGAAGUUCUUUCUGGAGUGGUGGUCAUAACAAGUAAGGAUGCAGUCCAACACCAGGGUGUCUCCUUAACGAUGGAAGGAUCAGUAAAUCUGCAGCUCAGUGCCAAAAGCGUUGGUGUGUUUGAAGCUUUCUAUAACUCUGUUAAGCCUAUUCAAGUUAUCAACAGUACCAUAGAAAUGGUAAAACCAGGAAAACUUCCCAGUGGCAAAACAGAAAUUCCUUUUGAGUUUCCAUUGCAUAUGAAGGGCAACAAAGUUCUAUAUGAGACAUAUCAUGGUGUGUUUGUCAAUAUUCAGUAUACCCUUCGGUGUGAUAUGCGACGUUCUCUACUGGCCAAGGACCUGACUAAGACUUGUGAAUUCAUUGUCCACUCACCACCUCAGAAAGGGAAGUUGAUGCCAAGCCCAGUGGACUUCACAAUUACACCUGAAACCUUACAGAAUGUUAAAGAGAGAGCCUCGCUCCCAAAAUUUUUCAUCAAAGGUCAUCUCAACUCGACUAACUGCAUCAUUACACAACCACUAACUGGGGAGUUGGUGGUGGAGAAUGCAGAAGCUGCAGUCAAAAGUAUUGAGCUACAGUUAGUACGUGUGGAAACUUGUGGUUGUGCUGAAGGUUAUGCUAGAGAUGCUACAGAGAUUCAAAAUAUUCAGAUUGCUGAUGGGGAUGUCUGCAGAAGCUUGUCUAUUCCAAUAUACAUGAUAUUCCCCAGGCUGUUCACCUGCCCUACACUGGAAACGACAAAUUUCAAAGUUGAGUUUGAAGUUAACAUUGUUGUCCUCCUGCAUGAUGAUCACCUCAUCACAGAAAAUUUCCCACUGAAGCUCUGCAGGGUGUGAAUAUCCACAGGAGAAUUGCUAAUGGAGGAACAAAGAAAUUCUUCAGCUACCAAAUGGAAAUUCAGUUCAUAUCUUCAAACUUAUUUUAAUUGAAGGACUAAAACUUUUGCUCAUCCCACUAUUGAUUUCUGUGUUGGAAGGGAGUGCAGUUCUCUGUAACUCUUACCAAACACGUUGUCUAUCUUCUGAUAUUAUUAGUGAAUGUGCUUUUCUGCUGAGAUUCCUGCCAGGUAUCUCUUUGAAUUCAACAGCCAUGCCUCCCUUUCUGUAUUUUUUUUCUUAAGAACCCUUAAGGGAUGUUUUUUGCACAUUCCUACCGUGCACAACACACAGUAAGUUUCUAUGAUUAAUUGAUAAUUUAACACUUGUGCUAACUCUUUAAAUGUUUCCUUUAUAAGGAUCCUUGUAUCUAAACAGCUAACAGGCCCUGCUAUGUAUUGGUCCUUGAAGGAGAGACUGAGAGAUUAGAUGUUUUCUAAGCCACCUCACCAUAUGGAUGCUGGGAGACCUAAUGUUCAGGAAAUGUUUUGAGACCUUUGAAUGGUGCUACGGAAUUGCACCACAGUUAUUGGAGCAGCAUCACACAAAGAAUAUGAAGUGAAAGGAAACUAAGUAUGUUUCAGUUAGAUUGGGAAACGAAUCCAUUAAUCAGGGGAACAACCUCAGAGUUAAAGCUUUUUAUUGUAACAAAGUUGAUACAACUAUCACACUCUAGUUAGCUUGGUCAGUUACUUGCAUAAGUUCUACUGCAGUGAGAGGACCAAACUGUCAAAAAGAGGUUCUAGUUUGCAGUUGUGCCAGACCUCUUGAUUAGCCAGUCCAUGUUAAUUUCUUUUUCCCCCUACUACUGAGUUCUUUACCUACAAUCUAGUUGUGGUGCAAAAAUGUGGGUACUUACUUUGCUCUUGUGGCAACAAAGGCAUCAGAUGAAAGCGGCUGUCAGUAUGCUUGGCUGCUACAUUGUAGACUCGCUCUUUCCUGUGCCUGACUUUAUUGCAAGGUAGAAUACUUUACUAAAGACUGCAUAAACAUAUUUAUGUUCUGGCCACCCCAAUUAACCUUUUGCCUGCAAUAUGGUAUUAUGUGGGUAAUUAUCUGAGCCGGUUACUAGCUGCUUCCCCUUUCAUUGGAAGGUUUAGUUGACAUUUGCUGAACAUGUCAAGAUGUAACUAUGGUAGGGGAAAUGUGCCAGGCGCAAAUGAAUUUUUAUUUAUUUAUUUAUUUUUUUACUAUUUGCUGAUUUAAAAAAAAAAGUGCAAUGGAAGGCUUUUCAGUUAGCACAUCUUUAUUGGGUAGACCUGCUUAAACUGCCACAGCAGGAACUAAACCAGGAGACUCUUGUUUUGGGGAGGUGGUGUAGGGUGGAAGAAUUGUGUUUUUGAUAAUGAAAGAAAAAGUAUGUAUAAAGGCAGAGUGUGCUUUUUCUGAAUGUACAUUUGCAAAUGAAACCAUCUGGGGAGGGGGAAGGAGGAAGAGGCACGGCAAAACAAAAUGAGCAGGUGCCUAAAACGUCAACUCAGUCUUGAAGUAAAGACACUUGACAAAACAUCUGAUUCUGGCUUUAUCCCUCCCUUCAUCCAACAGAAAAACACAAAGUUUUCCAGCUGGCUAUGCAGGCCUCUGGUGUGGCUAACGGCAAAAUCCUUGUUCAGCAACUUUCAUAUUUUAAGGAAUAAAAACCUGAAGUUCUAAAAAUCUAGUUUAACAAUUUGCAGUAUCAGCACAACAUGUUGGCAUUAAAUAAUUACAAAAUCCUCUCCUCAGCUACUGCAAAAACAAUGUUUGCAUGUGAUCUGGAAAUAUUAUUACAGGAUCAUUUGGGGGGAAAUGAAGUCUAUGACUUCCAAACAGGCAGGAUGAUACUAGACUGCCAGCUCUUGGCCAAUACCAAAAUGGCUAUGUGAAUUUACAGAUGUUUAGGGGUCUUUUGUAAGCAUGUAAUGAACAUCUAAUGGAAACAAUGUAUAAAUAACACUGCUAUGAAUCCUGCAUUUAAUUUAGGAAGUACUGGCAUUGGAUCCUUGCAUUGUCACAGCAGGAACUGUUGACCUACACCCUCCAACACAGGACUACGCCAACCUAGAUCAUCCCACUGAAGUUCUUGUUCACAUGUGACACCUACUGGAGUGUGAGACAAACUAUGAAGAUUAUUCUGGAUCUGCGGCAGAGGAGCGCAUGUUAAAGUGCCCAGCUAAUCUUGCUACAUGGAUAAUACCCUUUCAGCUAGUAAUAGCAAUGUAAUGGAAGGAACACUAUUUAUUUUCCUUAGGGAAUAGAGAGCACAUGAGUCCUCCCCUUCCAUUUACUAAGCCAUUUGGCUGAAAAGAUGCAGGGUGGGGGGAAAAGAUUGUCCUCCAAAAACUAAGCUCUGGUUAGCAGGAAGUCAUGUAUAUAACCUUCCUUGUAUUUCACUGUACAUCUGUUUCUUUAUUGUUCAGGUAUGAAGGAUUCUAGCUUGGUUCUUUGAACACAGUGGUCCAGUUAUUUUGUACUGUUUACAUCUUGAGAGUGGGGAGAUAGUAAUUAGUGAGCCCCACAACCUUUAAAAAAAAAACUGGUAAUUUAAAGCAUUGUUUUUCUGCUCUGCAGAAUUAGGGAUUGGUGGAAGCCCAAAGACUCUCAUCUUACUCUAUUUACAUUUUU
This is a messenger RNA of Chrysemys picta bellii (western painted turtle), 3666 nucleotides long. RefSeq names its product VPS26 endosomal protein sorting factor C. Gene Ontology annotation, biological process: intracellular protein transport. NCBI's taxonomy places the organism in Eukaryota, Metazoa, Chordata, Testudines, Emydidae. The record is from RefSeq and is a predicted model, not a curated record. Gene Ontology annotation, cellular component: endosome.